AUGAUCUCGUUCACUAAAGUCGUCUUCGUCAAGGGGGAACCCGGAAACCAGGGCUCUUCAUACAACCCUAUCUCCCUCCUUUGCCCUGUAGCCAAGAUCAAAGAGAGUCGUGCUCCCCUACAUCUUAGGAUCCCUCACUACCGUCCCCUAGCAACAUGGUUUCAAACCGGGACACUCCACUGUCACCGCCCUCCUCCCGCUCGCGCACCAGAUUACGACGGAGCCAUCCACUCGGGCGUUCCCCAGGGCUCGGUCAUCUCGCUGGCCCUCUUUAACCACUUCAUCUCCGACAUCCCAGUGCCGAUCCCCAACAUUGCCUCAUACGCCGACGACCUUACCAUUUUCGUGUCGUCCCCGAGCUCGACGCUGCGGAGGCUGAGCUCGCCUUGCUCCUUCGCAGCGGCUCAGCCCUUGCUCCAUGGCACCAAUUGGGGCUUCUCCAAGGAGGAGAAGGAGGAGAAGGCUUCUCUCAACUACGCGGCCCCCAUCUGGUACACUGUCGCCUCACGCACAGUAACUGCCAGUCUGCAAUCAAUACAAAACACUGCUUUGAGACUAGUCACCGGCUGCCUCAAAAUGGCCCCUAUCGCCCAUCUUCCCCAGGAGACCGGCGUCCCCCCUUUGUCCGUGCACCUGGACCUGGCUUUUUCCUCGCGGCAAGGCAGCGACAGCGCAGUGUGCCCAGAAAAUUUCGCUGACGUAGGGAGCGGCUGUGUGUUGGCUGGCGACGACUUCCUCACAGCUGAAGAAUCUCAGAACUUCUGCCGCAGCCACUACGGUCAACUGGCCGUGCUAAGCCACUGUGAUAUCUUCUCUGACGCCGUGAACUACGUGACUGGUAACGGCCUGAACGACAGCUUCUGGGUUGGGGCGAGCUACUCGACAUCCCGCGGUGCCUGGCAGUGGCGGGACGGUACACUCGUGGGCCUGGGUGUGCCCUACUGGGGGCAGGCUGAGGGAGGAAGCGUGGAGCCUGACAGCAGUUACCCCACAUACUGCGCAGCGCUGCACACCGAAGGAGGUUUCUAUUUCGGAGACUACGCAUGCAAUGCUCCCGUCGGCAUUGCUCCUUUAUGUGAAACUCCACCCAGUGGUGAUGGAGUUUGUGACCUGCCUUUUGUGGCGGUUGGAUCUCAGUGCUUGCAUUUCGCCGUCGACCAAUACGCUAACUUCAGCUUCUCUCGGGACUUGUGUCAGCGCGAGGGAGGAGACCUGGUCAUACUUAAGGACUGCGCUCAAUUCCGAACUGUGGUUGAUCACAUUCACCAACAAGGUUUGGAGCCUUCGUACGGCUACUGGAUCGGCGGUGGAGACCCAGCCGAGAACGGCGACUGGAGGUGGCUGGAUGGCACGGCGAUGGCCCUCGGGGUGCCGUACUGGGGGCAGUACCCCGGUGGUGAACUGCUGCCCAGCAACUCGACUUACGAGCGCUGCCUCGAGCUCGACGCUGAGAGAAUGCAUCGCUUCAACGAUCUUCCCUGCACUCAACUCAGGCGUCCGCUCUGCUCUACUCCUCCUCUGGCGUGAUGUUCUCAGGCCUUGUUAAGUGCUGUUGGUGACAACAGUAAACUGUGUUUGACCUUCUUAAUUAACGAGCGCUUUUAAAUACCACCACCACCUUGUACACGAAGGCGUUUUUUUCUGUUCCUUCGACUGAAAUCUAAGGCAUCCCGAACCCGUCAAGUCUCCUUGAACUAUUAACUAGCAGGUGAACCAAGAGUUGUCAUGGAAAUUUACGCCCGUAAUUUUUAUUGCUAAAAUAAAAGUGAUACGAAUUAGAGAUAGUUUUAUAUUCAAAUCCAAAUUUUGACAUGAAACUCCCAUUUGGCUCCAGCUUUGUGAAAUGUUGGGAAAUUUUAUUAACUUCUCUUUAGAAUAGAAUGUGCAUCUAUUAAAUAUAUAUAACUUACAAAUAGACUUGUAUAAGUUCGGUCGAUAGUACGAAAGAACUUAUAUAAUAGAAGCGUGGCCCUGGAACUCCGAAAAUAUAUAUAGAUGCUAUUCGAGCGAGUAUCUACAAUUCCUUCCAAUUAGGGAAAUUACCCAAAAUUAAAUUUUAAUUUUAGUGCAGGAAUCACGUGGCGCCUCAAAAUGCUGCUUUAAAUUGAGUAAUAUCUUUGUUUAGGUUGAAUAAGUAAAUUCUAAGUUUAUUUGGAAAAUAACGACUGUAAUCAAAAUCAAACUUAGAAACGGGUGCCAAAUUACAGUUCUAUGUUAGUUACAUUCUACAUACAUUCAUUUAGUUACAUUCUAUAAUGGUAAUAAUUACUGGUCAUUAUUUGAUUAACAUUGAUUUGCUUUGACAAUUGUGGGUGUAUAGGCAAAACUGGGCAUGCGCUGGAAUAUCUCCAGUAAACUUAUAAUGCAAUUGGCUUCAAAUAAACCAAUAAACUUUGGUCAAUAAAUUGUAGAUGAAGCUGCAAUUCCCGUUUACAAAUACCACUGAAUAAUCACUGACCAUUGAAUAAUCACUGAAUAAUCACUGACGACGCUGAAUGGUAUUGCACCCUAAACUGUUACAAUAAAUAUUGUAAAUAAGUAUUUACAAUAAAUAUUAGUAAUUUGAACGAGUUUCACCGAAAUGUGUGCUUCGUAUUGGCUUGAGGUUUAAAAAAAUUGUAAUGAA
Molecule: messenger RNA, 2626 nt
Organism: Hyalella azteca
Lineage: Eukaryota; Metazoa; Arthropoda; Malacostraca; Amphipoda; Hyalellidae
Exons: 10
Coding region: 1-1527 (508 amino acids)
Biological process (GO): biological process involved in interspecies interaction between organisms
Cellular component (GO): external side of plasma membrane
Molecular function (GO): carbohydrate binding
Source: RefSeq, a predicted model, not a curated record